AUGGAGCAGACCUUCAUCAUGAUCAAGCCUGAUGGUGUCCAACGUGGCCUGUUUGGUGAGAUUAUUGAAAGAUUCGAGAAAAAAGGUUUCUCUUUGAAAGGUUUGAAGCUCCUUACUGUGGAUCGCACUUUUGCUGAAAUGCACUAUGCAGACUUGUCUGCAAAGCCUUUCUUCAAUGGGCUUGUCAAAUACAUUGUUUCUGGCCCCGUUGUUGCAAUGGUGUGGGCGGGUAAGGGUGUAGUUACUACCGGUAGGAAGAUAAUUGGUGCAACAAACCCAUUGGAGUCUGCUGCUGGCACCAUCCGUGGUGAUUAUGCUAUUGAUAUUGGGAGCAAGCUAAAAAACUUGAAUAAAGCUGAUGGCAGGAGUCGAACUCAUGCCAGGGGAAGGAAAACUUGA
Nicotiana tabacum (common tobacco) is the source of this 399-nucleotide messenger RNA. Lineage: Eukaryota; Viridiplantae; Streptophyta; Magnoliopsida; Solanales; Solanaceae. The record is from RefSeq and is a predicted model, not a curated record.